GCUAGGUUCUUCCAGACCAUUCCGCAACAUCUUAAUCAUCACCAUUGCCAUUAACGAAGCUUACGAAGUCACUCUCUGCCUGCCAGCCUAGCAAUUGUCAUUUUUCAAUUUUCUUACUUAGAAGCGAUACAUAAAACAAUCAGAAACCAUGGCGUCCUCAUCCACAGCCGAAGCGCCAGACACAAGUUACGUCAAAAUGGACAAGGAAUCCGACGCAACGCUCAUCGGCAAGCACUGCCAACUCGAAUACUGCAACCAACUCGAUUUCCUCCCCUUCUUCUGCCAAAGCUGCAAAAAGACCUUCUGCCUCGACCACCGAACCGAAGACUCGCACAAAUGCGCUAAUAAGGGAGCUUGGGCCGAGCGCAAGCGGCAAGCCCAACUCUCGCGUACAUCCGCGGGCGAGGGCAAGCGCAUGCGCGACUUCGUAUCGCAAAAACCGUGCGCAGCAACCGACUGCAAAACGACCGUCGGCACCUCCCUAGUCCCCGGCGUGCACUGUUCGAGCUGCAAUCGCGAUUACUGCCUCAAGCACCGGCUAAAAGAAGAACACGACUGCAAGAACAAAAUCCCGAUCGGUGCGCGCCCCUCACAAUUCAACGAUGCCGUUUCGCAGACACAGUCUGCGCUUGCGAAGCUGAAAGCUUGGGGUCUGGCAAAGAGGGAAGCGGCGGGACGCGCGUUGCCGAAACCGAAACCUUCGUCUGCGGCUGCGCGACUGGUGGCUACGAAUACGUUGAAGAAGAGCGCGAAGGGCGAUGCGAAGGUACCGCCUGAAAAAAGGGUGUACUUGUAUGUGGAGGCUGAGGCGGAGACUACGACUGCGAAGAAUUAUAAAGGCGAGUUCUUUUACUCGAAAGAUUGGGUUAUUGGUAGGGUGCUUGAUGCCGCGGCCAAGAGUCUACAGGUUGAAAAUGUGAACAACCAAUCUUCCGAAGAGAGGGAUAAGUUACGGGUAUUCCACGUAGAAGGUGGUCGGGUAUUAGAGUUCAACGAGAAGGUUGGUUCGGCGCUUGUCAGUGGCAACACGAUAGUAUUGCUACGAGGCAUAGGACCACCGCCUGAUUUGAUUGAGAUGUAAGCGAAAGACUUAUGAGAUAUGACGAAUUGCAUUAAAAGCGGCGUUUUCGAGGCAUUGAUUUUCCACAGCGGAGAUACCUUAUAUAAGAGAAUAGAAGUAACAA
Messenger RNA from Hypoxylon trugodes, 1184 nucleotides. RefSeq names its product AN1-type zinc finger protein. Lineage: Eukaryota; Fungi; Ascomycota; Sordariomycetes; Xylariales; Hypoxylaceae. The record is from RefSeq and is a predicted model, not a curated record. The coding region runs from base 149 to 1081 and encodes 310 amino acids. Gene Ontology annotation, molecular function: zinc ion binding. The transcript has a single exon. Gene Ontology annotation, cellular component: cytoplasm.